AUGUCAAGUAAAGCCGCUUCCGGUGAUCCCACCACCAUUGACCAGAUCAUUGAGGCCCUAAAUAGUGAUAAGUCGAUUCCUGAUUCAUUAAAAACCGAAAUAUCCCAAGAUUUAAGAUAUAAAGUGUCUGUGGUGGCCGAUCUUCGCGGUAAAAACCAGGAAUUGCGCCAGCAAGUACUAGGAGAGAGCGAUGAAUCGACACAGAAACAUAUGGAUUAUUCGUCAAUGGAUAAACAGGUUCUUCGGCAUAUCCAGCAGCUCAAAAUUUACAAUGAUCUACGAGACACCGCAAUGAAGAUAUUGGCGAUCAUGGCCGACCAAAAGAAGACCGACAUCACCGCGGUGGCCAAAGAGCUUCAAGUUGAUACCACCGAUGAGUGA
This is a messenger RNA of Saccharomycopsis crataegensis, 381 nucleotides long. It is a transcript of the gene SAE3, whose product is annotated as Sae3p. NCBI's taxonomy places the organism in Eukaryota, Fungi, Ascomycota, Saccharomycetes, Ascoideales, Saccharomycopsidaceae. Bases 1 to 381 code for a protein of 126 amino acids. The transcript has a single exon. The record is from RefSeq and is a predicted model, not a curated record.